AUGUCGCUCAAUGGUCUCGAUGGCUCUCAACUGGUAGAAGCGUAUGAAGCCGCAGCUGCUGAGCCUGGAGGCUGGUUUCUUCUCAAGUACGAAAGCCGAGAUGAGAUCGAAGUGCUUAGUCGCGGAAAUGGCGGAAUAGUCGAGGUGCGCAAUACGAUUGCUGCGUACGACGAGACGAGCCCAUUGUAUGGGUUUCUGAAAUACCGGAGGCGGAAUGUCAUCAUCAAAUACCUGCCAGAGGACUGCUCGAGGAUCAUCCAAGCCCGCGUGGCUGUCCAUUUCAACGCUGUCUGUGAAAGGUUCUCGCCGUACGACACAAUCUUUGAAAUAACCACUGCCGCCGAUUUGAAAGACUCGAAGCUUUCUGCGGCCUGCUCCUUGCACACGGCGUCUUGCUCGACCUCAUCAUCAACCAGCUCUCUACGUCGGAGGCGACUGAUGGAAAUUGCCGAGGAGGAAGAGGAGGAACAAAGGGCCACGAAACGCCAAUCCGUGCAGGACGCCGACAGGGGCAGGCCUGAGCCCUCUGCCGGUCGACCUCCGACGGCCGACCCUGUAACGCUGGACUCGGAGCUCGCAUCCUCCCCUGAGAACAGCAAGUUUGCUGCGGCGACAACAUCUGAGGUGCCCCAGUUCAUCGGCGUUGAUGAAGGUCCCACUUCGCCCGAGACCGACGUGCAUACUUACGGCUCAUACGCGUGCAGUAAGCCAAAGGUGAAGCUCGGUCCACGCCCUUCGGCCGAUGUCAACGGUCGACCGCAAACCGCUGGCAAUUUCCGGCCCGUAUCUGCUAUUCCUGCUGGCAUCAAAAUAUUUGGCAAAGGCAGUAAGAAAGGCAACGGCAGGGAUCGACAAGACUCCAUUCCGUCGCCCCAAGAGGAGCUUGCAACUCUGAACUUUCCAGUGGCCGGAAACUCGGCGACCCUGCAUGAUGGUCAGGAGAGGCCGGCCACCAGUUCAGGCCUGUCCAUAGACUCUCUACCUUCUCCCGUGUCCACCCCCAAAAAACCGACAAUGAGCCGCGAGAAGGCGAGGUUGAUGAAGGCCAAGCGGUUGCGGGAUCAAAAGAAGAAAAUGAGUAUGCUGCCGCCGUCUGAACCGGCGCUAGUCGACAGCGAGGAGCUUCAGUAUGCCGUGGAUGAGGCCACGCCGGGGCAAGACGAAGCUAUGUCGUGUUCCGACUCCCGUCAUGACAGGGACAGGCGCCUUUCAUCAAGCAAAGAUGACUCUGGCGUCGUGUUGGAAACGGCGGCGACCCCUGUGGCUCCGAAUGAUCAGAACUCAGAUCUCACACUUUGCAACUCUCACCCAGCGAGUCCUCUAGUUGAAUCCUCUGAUGCGGAUAAUUCCACGAAGGCUUCUUCGAUCUCAGAGUCGACCGACGAGACGGUGCGCGCAAAAGAGGAGAAGCAGUCGCCAGAAACUGACGGGACAUACGCUCAUGGUUCUGUUGGCAGUAGCCUCGACGUGGCAACAGAUGUCAUCGACAGUCCGGCUGCCGGUGGACCUAAUUCUGAUGCGGCAGCGGUGGGCGACGAGGAUAUUCUCCAAGAGCCUUUGGAUGCCUCUGAGGACUUGGGGCGAGUUGACAGUGGCGCCGCAACUUCGACAACAGGAGUCUCAGGGGCUUCCAAGGAUGUCUCCGCGCAGUAUGUUGAUCAAAUUGCCGAUCAACACAACAGACUGGGGCAGAACACGCCGUCGCUUUCCGAAUUCGCCGCAAAUGGUAUCGGCAACCUCGAAGAAAACAACGAGUCUCUCACUGGAUCCUCGACACAUCAACUUGACCUCGAGUCUCGACUCACAGUCCCAGUUAUUUCUUCGGGAAAAGACGAUGCUUCACCCACUUCCAACCCAAAGGUCUCGGCACCAGACUUCCUAGUCACCGAAAAUGCUCACUCAGUAGAGACCGAAACGGACGCGGAUGAUGAUGGCGAAGUCCACUCGGCUUCGAGGGAGAAGCAGACUCAGCACCAAAUGCGGGUAUUGCCCAUACCAACGACAAACUUGAAGUCGAAGGGGAACUUGGAGGAUGGGCUGCAGAGCGCGAUAGUUGACGAGGCCACGCCGGCAACGGUUCUCAGAAGACCUCUCACCCCAAGUUUUCCCCCAAGUCCUAGUAAAUCACAAGACGGCCACGCAGUCAGGACCGUAUCAAACCCUGUUCGCGGCAAUCUUAUUCUUCCAUCCGAUGUGAACCCAUUCUCAGCGCGGUCCACGAGCUCUGGUGCCGCCUACUUGCACCACAUUGCGCAGCACCAACCACCGCACGGGAGCAACUUGAUUAUGAAGACAAACGUCGCCUCGGGUAUCUCGGCGCGAAUCAAAGCAUUUGAACAGCGCUCUGCAUCUACAGCAGAAGCACCGGCAGCAACGGCGAGAGAAAGACCCUCGUCAACUUUUUUUGCCGUCAAGAAACAGGAGCCAUCUGGGUCGCUGUCCGUCUUGGACAGAGCAAAUUCAUUCCGACAUCAGGCCCCUCCAUCUCCGGAACGGACAUUGGAAUCCUCACCAGAAGCAGGAAGACGCAAUCGGCCUGAACGGUCAGGCUCGGUGACCAGCCGCUUAUCCAUGUUUGAACCGCCUCCUGGAUCGCGAAACCUUGAAGUCGUCCCUACAGCAGGCGCAAGCCGUGGACGGCCCGAAUCCAUCUCCGUUACCGCGCGCAUCAUUCGUGCUCCGAAUCAACCGGCGGAGAUGGGCUUCGAACCUCGUAGGGAUCCAUCCGAAUACAACCCUCCAGAGUUGAAACAGUCGCCCCUUGUGGUGGACCACCAGGCGGCCUCGCCAGCAGACGACUGCCCAACCGCCGAACCGGCGGCUGAGCACCCAAGCGAAACCCAAGAGCAAGGGAGGUCGGGCAAGUCUGGACAAUCAUCCUUUAGCAUCGUGAAGGGCUUCAUCAAGGAAAGACGCAAGUCGGUGACUCUAGACGGAAGCAACCCUGCCCAGUCGCCCACGCGACAAGACACGAUGCAUGCCAAUGGCGCCUUGUCUCCUCGUUUGUCCAUGAGCAGCCACCCGUCGUCACCUGGCAAGGACCAUGAUGUCGUCUCGUCGCCCACAGAUUUGGGUCCUGGAGAUGAUGGCAAGUCCGGUAGUGGGGACAAGAAGCUUUCGCGAACCGGCCGAUUCAUGCACCGUCUCUCUCAGCUCUCCGGAUCUCGUUCCAAGAACAAUUUGCCGGCUACACCCACGUCGGCGACAAAGGUCGAGACCCAAGAAGCCGUCCAACUGCGCCCAUCGACCACCGGGAGCCCCACCAUUGUGUCCUACAUGGGCGACGUCAAUGUUCAGUUCCCGGACAACCUGCUCUGGAAGCGGAGAAACAUGUGCCUCGACUCUCAGGGGUACCUGAUCCUGAGCGCUUUGCCUGCCCAGAACGGCCGACCGGCACAAGGCACGAAACGAUAUCAUCUCGGCGACUUUCGCGCGCCGUAUGCCCCGGAUGUGGAGGUACAAGAACUCCCCAACAGCGUGGUUCUGGAUUUUGUCGAGGGUUCAGGGAUCCAGGUGGCAUGCGAGGAUCGCGCCGGACAAUUGAGGGUGUUGCAGACCCUCCAGGAAGCCCACGCCGCUCGUGGUAGCACGUAUGCACUCUAA
Metarhizium album ARSEF 1941 is the source of this 3603-nucleotide messenger RNA. RefSeq names its product prolipoprotein diacylglyceryl transferase. Bases 1 to 3603 code for a protein of 1200 amino acids. Gene Ontology annotation, molecular function: actin binding. Lineage: Eukaryota; Fungi; Ascomycota; Sordariomycetes; Hypocreales; Clavicipitaceae. The transcript is spliced from 4 exons. The record is from RefSeq and is a predicted model, not a curated record.